This is a messenger RNA of Cheilinus undulatus (humphead wrasse), 2536 nucleotides long. It is a transcript of the gene tgfa, whose product is annotated as transforming growth factor, alpha. The coding region runs from base 316 to 1065 and encodes 249 amino acids. Gene Ontology annotation, biological process: positive regulation of cell population proliferation; epidermal growth factor receptor signaling pathway; positive regulation of mitotic nuclear division. The record is from RefSeq and is a predicted model, not a curated record. The transcript is spliced from 7 exons. NCBI's taxonomy places the organism in Eukaryota, Metazoa, Chordata, Actinopteri, Labriformes, Labridae.
AACACACAGAAGUUAAACGCUCGGACACCCUGAGGUCUACUCUGCUGCUCCUGACUAACAAAGUUAAAACAAGUCAGCUCGAUCCCGGUGACUAUCCUGCGCGUGUAUCUGUGGAACUGAUGUGUUAAAGUGACACGAGUGGGCUUCAGGUCUGCUGUGCUGCUAUCACUGGAUUAAAUGUUUCGUGUGCUGCUGAUGGUUUCUGCUGCUACUCGACCUGCAGCCUCCAACACUAAUGACUAAUGUGGCUCCUGAAUGCACGCCUGCGUUGACGUGAAGACAAAGUUUAUGUAUUUUUGACUUCAAGUCGUCACGAUGACUCGAAUUUUCUGGGAUGCUAUUUUUCUUUUAAGUGGUUCCCUCUUUACGUUCGGAGCAGGGCCAAGCAAUUCAGCAGUCAUCGAAGCUAGCAUUUCCAUAAAGACAAACUCUACUAAUGCUCUGAACAGCUCGACAAGCAGCUCUGAAACCACCACAAGCAGAAGCACGACUAUGACAACCUUAGCAGCAACUACAACCAACACUCCUCCAGUUACAGUUUUCUUUACAUUUGGAGCAGAACCAACAACUGUUGAAGCAACCAUUUCAGUCAACACAUCUUCCUCCCCUGCUGUGAACACCUCUGUAACAAGCAGCAGUGGGAGCAUGACCACCACCGCCACCACCACAACGACAACAACCAACAUCCCUCCAGUUAAAAAGUUUGUUGCAGCAGCUGUUCGGUCUCAUUUUGAUGACUGUCCUGACUCCCACCGCCAUUUCUGCUUAAAUGGCAUGUGUCGAUUCCUAAUAUUAGAGGAGACGCCUGCAUGUGUGUGCCAUCCAGGCUUUGUAGGGAUGAGGUGUGAGCAUGCAGACCUGCUGGCUGUAGUAGCAACAAACCACAGACAGCAGACGGUGGCCACGGUGCUGGUGUUGUGUGUGAUUGGAUGUGUUCUCACCAUGUUCGUGUGUACACUCCUACACUGCUGGUGGAGGCAGGACUGUCGCAGGCAGAGGCACGCACAUCACUACGCCACAGAGAAGCACAGAUCAUCUUUCUAUCCUUCUGAGAGUGUGGUUUGAGGAGACGUCUUGCUGGGACCUGAGCUGUUUCCACUCAGCGUGCUUAGUUUUCUUCAUGUGGCCCCUGCGCAGACCUCAGGACUGUAACCAAAGUCCUUUUCACUUCUAUGGAUCAAGCCGGCGCAGCCAAGUGCAAAGAGGUCAAAAGUUCCACAAGUUAUUUUUGACCUGCAAAACCUUAGGAACGUGCUCACUUCUGUUUGAUCUGAAGGACGAAAAGAGCAGAAUUACAACAGAACAGUACAGUACGUCUGCAGCCCAGAGGAUAACCCGGUGCCAAAUCCUUCAAGAGAAGAGCGGUGUAUUUCCUCAUUCUUGUUGAUGGCUGGACUAGAGGAAAUGAAAAAAGAUCCACAGGCUGCUCAUUAUCCUGAAGUGGACGCUGAAAUGAAACUUUUACUUUAGGACUGCGGGACGAUGAUAAUUCAGCCCCAACUCCUCUUUUUGUCUUUUAAUAAUGUUGCACAUUUUUCCUUAGAUGCACAGAGGAUAUUUUAGAGAAUUUAUGGAGGGAAAUUUGAUGCUUUAAAAACAUUUUAGUGUCUGUUUUUAAAGAAGGAACUCACUUCACUGGAGACAGGAGGAGGAAUCGUGAAGCGGACUGAAUGCUGAUGGAUUAAAACCCUGCAAUCAGUAAUAAUUAUACACAAAAUGUGCAACUUCCAAUAUGGCUUUGUUCUGAUGGUACAGGUAAGUUUGACUCCAGUAUUGUUACGAAAGCUAUGUCAGUUUUUUAUUUUUUCUUCCUGAGCUGUACUUGAAUGUGUUCAUGCAUCAGAGUUCUCUUUUUAUAGUGCAAGCUAUAACUUUAACAACACAUGCACACAGUCACACUGGAAGUUUGGUUACUCCUUGGUCUUAUCAUAUUGUUGCACUUUUUACUGCAAGCUUGCUCCCUGUUCUUAAAAAACUGCACUAAUGGUACGAUGUAGUCACGCGGAAACGGUGUCCAUUUAAUAAGAGAUGCCAAAUACACUCGUUUCUAACUUUGCCUGAAUCAGCACUGAAGGGAAAAAGCACUUGGUGUGUUCACGUCCACCUAAGCAUGCAUGCACUUAAAUCACACUUUAUACUUUUGCUUUGGAUUUGAAUACUUUUAAAGCCUGGGAAGGAGAAUAUAAAUCAAAAUAUUUAAAAGCUUCUUCAACAAUUACAGACUGACUGUUCUUUGUGCAAUAGGAUGGUAAAAACUUCAUUAAGAUGAAUGUGAUGGUGUGUUUAUGCCAAAAGACUGCAUGGGGAUGAAACGCUCGUCUUUGUUUACAGUAGGCGAUGAUAUUUACAUUCAGCAUAUGUGUAUAUGUUUGUUUUUACAGCAUUGAUAUGUAAAUAAUCCACACAGGGAUGUAUAAAAUGUGUCAAUAUAAAAAAAAUCACAGAUAAAGGGUGAACUUUUUCAGAUUUAUGUUCACAGUUGGAAAGCUUUUGUGAUCUGCAUUGGUUUUCCAGUGAAUUAAAAUGCAAGUGUGUA